Molecule: messenger RNA, 3679 nt
Organism: Aedes albopictus (Asian tiger mosquito)
Lineage: Eukaryota; Metazoa; Arthropoda; Insecta; Diptera; Culicidae
Gene: SWIP
Product: WASH complex subunit 4
Exons: 9
Coding region: 165-3569 (1134 amino acids)
Biological process (GO): endosome organization; endosomal transport
Cellular component (GO): endosome; WASH complex
Source: RefSeq, a predicted model, not a curated record
UUCGAGUUAACACUCAAAGAAUCAGUUUGUUUACGUUGCUUUCGUAAAAAUAUCAAAGAAAAUCUCCCAGGGUAAUUAAAUCAAAUUCUUGUAGAAAAUAAUAAUCUAUCGUCCCAGUGUCGUAUUUUAAAUGUGAAUACUUGUUGCAUGUAGUAGGAUAUAAAAUGCACCGGAACCAACAAAAUCUGAAUUACUACGGAGCAACGCAAAUCAAAGAAUUCGGAUUAUUCCUCGAGGACUACGAUGUCACAUUGCAGCGGCUUGCAUCCGCAGUCGGUGCUGCGGAUGAUUCAACCGUUCCGACAGUGUCAAUCCAGCUGGAUUCAUCGAAGGAAAAUCUGAGCAGCAUCCAGCUGAUUGACACCGACAAUAAGAUCCUGAACAAAAUCCUCUACUCGUUCAGUGCACUGUGCCAUGAGGUGGACCAACUGAAGGAGGAAUUCGAGCUGAUCGUCCGGGAGUUCCUCUGCUUCGAUGAAUCACUGGACGACAACACGGAACAGCUGCGAGAGGACAGCACCGUAGCUGUGGAUCGGUCUUCGCUGCUGGCCAUCAGCGGAAAGAUUGAACUCCUGACGAGGAUCAAAUGCUACUUUGAGAGAAUCGUGGAAGUUGCCGUUGUGAUUGUCUUGCAACUGGGUGCACUCUUUGAUCCGUCGAACAAGCUGGGCCACUUCAAUCACUCCAACUGGGAGAUGGAUCUAAUGUUCAACUACCUGUCGGAACUGAUGUACAUGCCCCUGCUGUUCGAUUGCGUCCUCGGAAGCUCAAUGUUCAAAACGUACUGGAAGUUUUACGUGAAACAGAUGCGAGCACUGAAAAUGAACCCAAAAAAGCUGUCGAAGCCGGUCAAGGUCGAUCAGAUUUACGAUUUGAACAAAGCUAUCGAUGAAAUUUCGGCGUGGCUUGAUGAGAAUGCCUAUAAGCACAUGUUGGAAGCCAUGUUCAACGCCAAGCAAAAACUGGUUCUCGAGUCGGCAACGGUUCUGUCGGAAAAGUUCAUGAAAUAUCUCAGACAGCGUUUGGUCGAGGUUGGCAGCUACAAUGCCAAUCUGUCUAGUAUUGAUGAAACUACCAACGUUGUGAAGCUGAACGCCAUGGUAAACUUGUACCAUUAUAUUUUCGUAAGCAUCGACAACAAGGUGAUCAAAAGCUUGAUGGACAUCAAUGAUAAGUUCUGUGGAGUACCGCUGCUAGGAAAGGUGAUGUGGAUUCCGGAUGACUUCUUUCGGAAAUAUGGCCAUAAGUCCAUCCGUGAUUGCGAUCGCAACGAUUACCGAAAGUCACGCGAGGCUGCGCUGAUCUACCGGAAAAAGAGCAUGGUCAAAGAAAUUCUGGUGUACUGCAUCCAGAUAACGAGCUGGUUAGUUCGGACCACGGCUGCAUUCAAAACGACCCAAUACGACACCACGUUGGACACUUUGCGGCAAAAGUGCGGCCUUAUAUUCGAGGGUGUCCAUUAUGCACAGGAGAUAAGUUUUCUGGUGCAAUCGAUAACGUCGCUACAUCUACUGAUGCACGAAUCCAUCAGUCAGCAGAUGUUCCACGCAGUGGGUAAAUUGCUGGAAUAUCUACAAGCCGUUCAGAACUUCUUCGAUACCAACCAGCAAGCCAUUGCGGAAACCAACCAGUUCAUCAUUCAGCAUUUGCAGCAUAAGGUUUUCGUAAUUGUAGCGCAUUCGAAGAAAAAGUUAUUAGCAGACGCCAAACAAGCAAAGCUAAAAAAGAGCGAAAUUUUCAUCGAUAAACUGUCGGCCUUCCACGUGAUAGAGCGCUGUAUGAGUGGACCGGCAAACCGCACUCGCCUAACCAUCGCACGUUUGGCCAUCUCCAUAAGCGAUCCACGACAAACCCUUUCUCCUGAAAGCUUCGAAAAAAUCCGCAUUCUCCUGGAUCAACUCGACAUUCUAGCAAACCUGCAAACUAAGCUUCGAAAUCUUAGCGAUACGCAAUUCCUGUACUGGCAUCAAACGUUCUUUUCCCUGUACGUUUCGGAUUUCUACGAUCACAAUACGGCUCAAAACAACUUGAAGUACUUGCUGCAGUCUGCUUCUACCUGCUGCAACUCAGUUACCCAAGUUGCCUCCGAUGAUACCACGCAGAACGCCGUUGCUGCCCUAUCAAAAAACCAUAGGAAAUCAUUCCAGGAGAAGUUACUACAACAAAUUAGCAACCAUAUUGAAACGUACAUCCGUUUGGACUACUACGGGAAGACUAACCAGAUUGAGCCCUAUAACCCUUUCACCGAUACCACCAUGGCUCUGAGUAACAUCUAUACCCUAGUGAGGAUGGAACCUAUUUUGGUCGGGGGUCAGUACCUCAGCGUGAAGGAACACGUCGAACGCUACCUCAGCAAUACGUACUACACGCUGGCAUCGAUUUCGCAGCACGACUGGAAGAUCUACAAGGAAAUGCGCUGCCACGCGGCUAGCUUUCAGAUCGAAACUAUUGAGGAUCAGCUACCGAAGCAAACGCUGGAGCAAGGACUGGACGUGCUGGAGAUUAUGCACAACAUUGAGCACUUUGUUAGCCACUACGUGUACAAUUUGAACUUCCAGAUCUUUAUCGAGCAGUCGAGUAGCAAUAAUUUCCUGAACACGGUCAACAUUGGGCACAUUGCCAAUUCUUUGCGGCGGCACGGCAAUGGGAUAAUCAACACUACGGUUAACUACACAUUCCAAUUCCUUCGUCAGAAGUUCUUUGCCUUCUCGCACUUCCUUUACGAUGAACAGAUUAAAGCCCGAUUGACCAGUGAUGCCAAAUAUUUCCUGGAAAAUGGCGAGGCGCUCAACCAAACGUACGACUACAACCGUGCCCAUGCUUUCAAUCGCAAGAUUAAGAAUCUGGGUUUAUCGGAAGCAGGCGAAACCUAUAUGGAUCUGUUCAGGAAGUUGAUUUGUCACAUCGGUAACGCCAUGGGAUACGUCCGGAUGAUCCGUUCCGGAGCAUUGCACGAAUGUACGGAGGCUACCGUAUAUUUGCCCAUUAUAGACGGAGAUCUCAAUUUUUCCAAAUUUUGCGAGGAGGAAUCCCUCCAUGAUAUGACAGCCGAGGCGGCAGAGAUCUUGGAAAACGAUAUCAACAAUUUGUGUAAAAAUUAUCGAAUCGAUACCAACUAUUUCCGGUUGUUGGUAAAUGCUUUCCUCACGUUACGUCACGCGGAGAAUAUUCAUUUGCAAAAUUUCUACAUGAUCGUACCGCCUCUAACGAUCAACUUUGUGGAAUACAUUCUGAAAGCGAAAGAGAAAAUCACCAAGAAAGACAAAGUGGGUGCCUUAUUUACCGACGAUGGAUUUGCCAUGGGAAUUGCCUACAUUCUGAAACUCCUGGACCAAACAUCAAAGUUCAACUCCCUACAUUGGUUCCGUUCCGUGAAGAAUAAAUACAACCAAGAAAUCAAAAAACUAGAAACUCAACAACAGCAGUUUGUCAAAACGGCCGACGGUGACAAACUGAUGCAAACGUUCGCUUUGACGCGAAAACGGCUCAAGAUGGUCCAGCAGGAGUUCGAUCUUCUGUUUUGCAAUCUGAGCAGUGCAAAAAUAUUCUUCAACGAUGCUGUGGAUUAAAGGGGUAUGUGAUAUCCUUCGGACCGCCACGAGGUAAAUCUGCAUGCUACAGAGAGGUUAAAUCUCGUCGAUGGACCUUUAUUUCUGAAUAGAACUGAUCCAAAACUAUA